AAUACAGAGGCUGGGUUAGUUGAAACCAGACGAAUUAGUCUAUGUUGUUCACGGGCAUGGUCUCAUGCAUGACAUAACAACCAAUCCAUACGGCAUCUAUUCACUAUCUGUCACUUAGAAUUCCUUGGAUUUGCUCUCACGAUUUCAAAAUAACAUUAAUCUAGAGAAACACAUCACUUCCAACGUCAAUGUCUUCGUCGUCUUCUUCUUCUUCUUCUUCGGCAUGGUCACCAGCUCCAUCUGUUUCUCCCUCAGUAAACACGCAGCCAUCGCCAUCCCCAGUUGUGGACGAUGACAGUGGUAAACAAAUAGCGCCAAUAUCAUCGGCUUCCCCUCCGCCAUCUCUCCCACCAGCAUCUUUAUCACCUCUUCCUCCUCCUCCUCAAGUGGUAGUAGCAUCACCGCCUUCAAUUAAUUCAGAACCUCCUCUAACCUCACCUCCGCUGCCUCCUCCAGCCGCCUCAACACAGCCCAUUAUAUCUCCUCCUCCUCCUUCUUCACCUAUAAGUACCACACCAUAUUCUCCACCACCACCACCUUCAGUCACAGCCACUUCUUUAGCUCCGUCACCACUGCCUCCCCAACCUCCGACACCAGCCCCACCACUCACUUCUCCUCCUAUUCUUCCCGGAAUUUCUCCUCCCAUAUCUCCACUAACCCCAGAAACUUCGUCUCCUCCACCUCCGGCUGUUCCAAUAUCAAGGCCAACUCUUUCUUCGCCAACCCCAUCAGCGUCUGCCUCACUGCCGGGUACUCCUCAGAUAUCUCCACCUCCUACAUCAAAUUUAGCUCCGCCCCGUGCAAAGCCGAGUAAAUCACCGCUGCCACAGGUAUUGACAUCUCCACCACCUCCACCUACUGCCCCUCAAGCUCCAAAGUAUCUGACAUCUCUGCCAUCGCCGCAUUCGCUUGUAGACAGAAGUCUACCCGCAAAGCCGGGCACUGGACAGUUUCAUAUAUCAACAGUGCUAGUUGUUGGAUGUGUCAUAGGUGCUAUUCUUCUGGUUAUAAUUGCGCUUGGAGUUCUGAUUUUCUGUUGCAAAUAUAGGAGGAAAAAGAAUCACGGGCCUGUGGAGGAGGGUUUGUAUAAAUUACCCUGCCUAGCGCAAAAAGAUAACUGUCAUGCUGUGGCACCCCAAUAUCCACAAGACAAUGUUCUGCUUCCGAGGGCACAGAUGCUCAAGGUGGUACCUAAUCCCUGUCCCCAGUCUCCUCGCAUGCGCAGCCGAGGUGGUGGUCCUGGUUCCAUAAGUUCAGGACCUGAAAACCCAAUCCCAACUCAAACCCAAUCCUUGUGUUUCUCACGUGGAACUUUCACGUAUGAUCAAUUAGUGGUAGCCACCAAUGGCUUCUCGGAGGCCAACCUUCUAGGACAAGGCGGUUUUGGGUAUGUCCAUAAGGGAGUCCUUCCCAGUGGGCAAGAAAUAGCAGUUAAGCAGUUAAAGACGGACAGCCAUCAGGGGGAGCGGGAAUUUCAAGCCGAAGUUGAGACCAUUAAUCGGGUGCACCACAAACAUCUCGUUUCGCUGGUUGGGUACUGCAUUACUGGGGCAGAGAGAUUGCUUAUUUACGAGUUUGUUCCAAACAAAACCUUGGAAUUCCACUUGCAUGGAAAAGAGCAGCCUGUUAUUGACUGGGCAGCUAGAAUGAAAAUUGCUAUUGGGUCUGCAAAAGGACUAGCAUAUCUUCAUGAGGAUUGUAAUCCAACAAUCAUUCAUCGAGAUAUCAAGGCAUCUAAUAUUCUUCUUGACUUUAGGUUUGAUGCAAAGGUUUGUGACUUUGGAUUAGCCAAAAUAUUUUCGGACACCAGUACUAGCAUUUCUCACAUCUCCACUCGAGUUGUGGGAACCUUUGGGUACCUGGCUCCAGAGUAUGCAUCCAGUGGUAAAGUAACUGAUAAAUCAGAUGUUUAUUCAUACGGGGUCAUGCUCUUAGAACUCAUAACUGGACGUCCGCCUAUCAGUAAAACAGAGUCCUCAAGCAAUGAGGGCCUGGUUGAUUCGACUAGGCCUUCGCUCUCUCAAGCACUAGAAGAUGGCAAUUUUAAUGCCCUUGCUGAUCCAAGAUUGCUGAGUAAUUACAACACCAGUGAGAUGGCUAGAAUGGUUGCUUGUGCCGCUGCUUGUGUGCGCCAUUCAGCAUGGCUUCGCCCACGAAUGAUCCAGAUAGUUCGUGCUUUGGAAGGACAUGUUUCUCUCACGGAUCUAGACCAAGGAAUGCUGCCCGGACAGAGCACUCCGUAUACAUCGUCAGGAAGUUCGAAUUUUGAAGCCCAUAACAGCAUGAAGUUCAAUAUGACAAUGAAAAAUCAGAUUCAGGAAUAUGGCUUGCGUAGGUACAGUGAAAGCACCAGUGAGUAUGGGGUUAACCCGUCCGGCUCGAGUAGUGAGUUCCAGCAAAUAACCUGAAGCCUCAAGAAGGCGGAGGAGAGCCACGGUAUGGAUGGAAAUUUUUGGUGAGUGAUGCUGGUUUCGAGGGGGAGCUUACUCAAUUCUUUAAUUUGUUGCUCAGGUCUGCUUAACAUUUGCAGUAUGUGGUUGCAUUUGAAGUUGAUCUUGGAAGCGUGAUACGCUAUAUCUGCAUCAAUAUUGAUGCCUAGCAACUGUUAACCUUUGUACGUAUUUGAUAUCCAUGCAAUUCCAUGAACGGCUGGCCUUUCUCCUCAUAAA
This is a messenger RNA of Juglans microcarpa x Juglans regia, 2669 nucleotides long. RefSeq names its product proline-rich receptor-like protein kinase PERK15. The coding region runs from base 189 to 2408 and encodes 739 amino acids. The record is from RefSeq and is a predicted model, not a curated record. Gene Ontology annotation, molecular function: ATP binding; protein kinase activity. The transcript is spliced from 8 exons. Lineage: Eukaryota; Viridiplantae; Streptophyta; Magnoliopsida; Fagales; Juglandaceae. Gene Ontology annotation, biological process: protein phosphorylation.